Molecule: messenger RNA, 3110 nt
Organism: Pungitius pungitius (ninespine stickleback)
Lineage: Eukaryota; Metazoa; Chordata; Actinopteri; Perciformes; Gasterosteidae
Gene: sqlea
Product: squalene epoxidase a
Exons: 11
Coding region: 199-1914 (571 amino acids)
Biological process (GO): sterol biosynthetic process; cholesterol metabolic process
Cellular component (GO): endoplasmic reticulum; membrane
Molecular function (GO): squalene monooxygenase activity; flavin adenine dinucleotide binding
Source: RefSeq, a predicted model, not a curated record
CCUCCGACCGUCUGUGAGCGAGUUAUCAUGAGUUACAAGCGUCACCUUUUGUUUUGGCUUUGCUAGCUUGGUUUUUGGAGGACCCGAGAAACAACAUGAUUGUUGAUUAUUAAUUGAGUAGUUUCUGUCAGCAUAACAAGAAAAACGCUUUCUCAGUGCGGUUAUUUAUCUAGUUGAUUUUUUUUUCAAUCCGAAAAGAUGUGGACCUUCCUAGGGAUAGCAAGCUUCACGUACCUUUACAAGAAAUCCAACGCACUCUUGAGUUACGCUCACAAAGAGGUGGUAAUGGCCGCAGCCUUACUUGUGACAGUCGGCCUGCUGCUGUCGUAUGUCAGGUGUUCUCACAUGCAGAAGCUCAAAUUCUCUCAGGUGUUACACUUGCCCCUGAGCCUCUUGUCUUUUUUACCUGUUGUCAAACAUUUGAUCCCACAAACCCCAACUGAAAGGAGCGAGAAAACGGAGAACAGCUGUAAAAAGAGCCACAGAUCAAGGAGAAGAGUGGCUACAGAAUCCUCCACCUCCCCGGGGGCCUCAGCUGGGGGCCCCUCAGUGUCCCCGGAGCCAGACGUGGUGAUAGUCGGGGCAGGGGUCCUGGGCUCUGCCUUGGCGGCCGUCCUCGCCCGGGACGGGAGGAGGGUGACGCUGGUGGAGAGGGACCUCAAAGAGCCCGACAGGAUCGUGGGGGAGCUGCUGCAACCUGGAGGCUUCAGGGCUCUCAAAGAGCUGGGACUGGAAGGUUCAGUGGAGGGUCUGGAUGCCCAUGUGGUGAGCGGCUACGUGAUCCACGACAUGGAGAGCAGCACAGAGGUGGAGAUCCCCUACCCGCAGGGGGAGGACCACACCAAGUGUGGACGCGCUUUCCAUCACGGGCGAUUCAUCAUGGGCCUCAGGAGAACCGCCAUGGCGCAGCCAAAUGUCACAGUCGUAGAAGGCAACGUGACCAGUCUGCAGGAAGAAGACGGCUGUGUAACCGGGGUGCAGUACAAGGAUAAAGAAACAGGAGACGUCAAGGAGAUCCAUGCUGCGCUGACUGUUGUGGCUGACGGCUGUUUCUCUAAAUUCAGAAAGAGUCUGGUCUCUGGAAAAGCUCGCACCUCCUCUCACUUUGUUGGAUGCCUCAUGAAGGACUGUCCCCAGUUUAAAGCCAACCACGCUGAGCUGGUGCUGGCCAACCCGAGCCCGGUGCUCAUCUACCAGAUCUCCUCCUCAGACACCAGAGUGCUGGUGGACAUCAGGGGGGAGAUGCCUCGCAACCUCUCAGAGUACAUGGCCGAGAACAUAUACCCUCAGCUACCAGAGCAUUUAAAGGAGCCUUUCAUGGGGGCCCUCCAGAAUGAUCGGCUCAGGUCCAUGCCAGCCAGCUUCCUCCCUCCAUCCCCCGUCAACAAGCCAGGUGUGCUUCUCCUGGGUGACGCUUACAACAUGAGGCAUCCUCUGACGGGAGGCGGGAUGAGCGUUGCUCUCAAUGACGUUCGCAUCUGGAGGAGUCUGCUCGAAAAUAUCACAGACCUGCAUGACGACAGGCUGAUGCUGCAGGCAAAGAAAAAAUUCCACUGGGAACGCAAGUCAUCACAUUCUUUCGUGGUGAACGUGUUGGCCCAAGCCCUGUACGAGCUGUUUGCAGCCACUGACAAUUCUCUUCAUGAGCUGAGAAAGGCCUGCUUCCAGUACUUCAAGCUCGGUGGAGAGUGCAUUGCCGGGCCUAUCGGACUCCUCUCAGUGUUGACCCCCAAACCCAUGACCCUCAUUGGACACUUUUUUGCCGUGGCCAUGUACGCGAUCUACGUCAACUUCAAGGCCGAGUCUUGGUGGACUAAACCACGAGCUUUAUUCAAGAGUGGCGCCAUCCUGUACCGAGCCUGCACAGUCAUGUUUCCACUCAUCUACUCGGAGCUCAAGUACCUGGUGUACUGAAGAGGUCCACUCCUGGACAGAGAAGGACCAAACUCUGUAUGCUCUUCACAGUCACGUCGUAAUUGGAAGUAAAACAAAUGUUGCCGUUUGUUUGGUUCCUUCCUGCUGAAAAAGGCCUGUUGCCGGACUUAAACUGUUGAGGAUAUUCCCCAAAGUGCCCUUGUCAUGCCUUGUUGUGGUCCCUUCAUGAACAUUUAAUCCUGUGGAAUUAGUCCUGCCCAACAGAACUGCCAUGUGGGAUCGUAUUUCCAUUGUGGUUUUGCAAUCCUCAGAUUUUUAAAAUCUAAAGUACUGAUGACGGGAUGUUCUAAAACACUGUCUUAAUUAUUCUCCUAUGCUGGGUAUCAUACAAAUAUCCAGGAUAUUUUCAGCCCUGUGUCGUUGAAAAAAUGAUUGCUUCUUGCCUCCAAGAUAAUUGCUCUUUUCACACAUAGUGGACAUUUUUUGGUUUCUGGUCCUGCUGGAUUCAGUAACUCAUGGAAGACCUGAAGCAGCUGGCCUGGGGGGACGUUUGUCCUGAGCAGACUCAGACCAGGACGUCCUUACAUGUAAUGUGAGGACGUCCUGGUCUGCUUACCUGUGCCUGCGAUUGCUUGAUGGCCGUUAAAUACAAUUCUGAUAACAGGUUUUAUUAGUAAUGUGAACUAAGUAACGUGCAGGACAAACACUAACAAAAGCGACCCUUAGAUGGCGCUCACUCACAGAUGGAGGACUUGUGUUUGAAUGGCGGCUCAGUUUUACAUUACAUUACAUGUCAUUUUUUUGGGAUUUGAAAUACGUUCCCCUGAUGAGCCUUAGCACAGAAAUUGAGGAGAUGGGUUUUCAGAUUUCACUUGGUAAAAUGCGUUUGCAGCAGCUUUUAAUAUUAGGAAUUGGUUCCCAUUAACGAUCAGGAGAAACACUGAUGCUGAGGAGGCCUUUCCCUUCCAUCUGUAACACUGAAUGCAUCAGUCUGAUAGAUAUUUUAUCACUAGGCCUUAUGUGACCUAAAGGUUCUUGCUGGGAAAAAUGAAACAUUAAAUUAAAUAUAUUCCCCAUGGUUUCAGCUGCAAUUCAUGAGGAUAUCCUUUGAUUUAUUGGAUUCCUGUAUAAACACUGUUUUGUCCAUGUGUUAAUAUGAAGAGAGCUGGCCUGUUAAAUAAUUCUAACAUGUAAUGAGCUUAAUGAUUCAACAACAAAUAAAUGUAUUGAUUUUC